GGAAGAGCCUAGGGUUCAAACACAGACGGAGGCUCCACCGUGAUUUGAUAACGCCGGUUCGGAGACAAACCAUAGAAAAACCGUAAAAACGCGGCUUUAGGUCGUUUUUAGGAGGAGUGAAGUCAAAAGCAGCGGGAUGGACGGAGUCCACGGUGACGCGGAAAUGGCGGCGAUUUCAGCGAAGUUAGAGAAGUCUUUGUCAAUCAACACAGACGACAAGAUGGAAACAUACCACAGAUUCAUUCAAGAUGGCAAAAAUGUCGCCCGACAAGGAGAAUUGCACAAAGCAUUGGAGUUCUUCAAACUGGCUUACAGCAUUCACCAGAGUCAAAAACUGGAAAGUCGGAUAAAGAAAAUCGAAGAACUCAUUGCUGAGAAUGACUUGGAGGAGGAGGAUGAUGAGUUUGUCAACGUAAACAACAGUGGUUUAAUGCUUUUUAAAGACCUGUAUGACAAGCUCUUUGACUACCAGAGAGAUGGAGUGGCCUUCUUGUACAGUCUGUACCGAGAUGGUCGGAAAGGCGGGAUUUUGGCUGAUGACAUGGGGCUAGGCAAAACCAUCCAGGUGAUAUCAUUCCUGUCUGGUAUGUAUGACAGUGAGCUGGCUAAACACACCCUUCUGGUCAUGCCAACUUCCCUCAUCACAAACUGGACUAAGGAGUUCUCCAAAUGGACUCCUGGCAUGAGGGUCAAAGAGUUUCAUGGCAUCAGCAAAGGAGAGAGGACCAGGAAUUUGGAGAGAGUUCAGAGGAGGGGUGGUGUCAUCAUCACCACCUACACAAUGCUCUUAAACAACUGGCAGCAGCUGGCAAUGUACAAUGGCAAAGAGUUCACUUGGGACUACAUGAUCCUGGAUGAGGCUCACAAGAUAAAGAGCACAGCCACCAAAACCGCCAAAAGUGCCUAUGCCAUACCAUCAAAAAACCGAGUUCUGCUCACGGGGACUCCAGUCCAAAACAACCUGCGAGAAAUGUGGGCUCUCUUUGACUUUGCUUGUAAAGGCACUCUUCUUGGCACAGCGAAAACAUUCAAAGCUGAGUAUGAGAACCCCAUCACCCGGGCAAGGGAGAAGGACGCCACUCCAGGAGAAAAGGCUCUCGGAUCACGGAUGUCUGAGAACCUCAUGGCUAUAAUAAAGCCCUACUUCCUCCGCAGGACAAAAUCUGAAGUCCAGAAAAACAAAACAAAUGGCACGCAAUCAUGCAAAGAGGAACACUCAGGCAGCAAGAAUGACCAAGUUCUAAAUCAUGAAGCAGAUGCUGGAGCAGUGAUGCCCAAACUGACAAGAAAGAAUGACCUGAUUGUCUGGACUUACUUGAGCGCUGUUCAGGAGGACAUAUACAGGAAAUUCAUUUCGCUGGACCACAUCAGAGAGCUCCUUCUGACCACCAAAUCACCUCUAGCUGAGUUAAACAUUCUGAAAAAGCUGUGCGACCACCCAAGACUGCUUUCUGGUGCAGCCAUAGCCAAGUUAGGCUUAGAGGAAAGUGCAGCUGAAAGCCAGGAGAGUGAAGAAGCCGAGGCCAAUGCUCACAGCAUUGCUAAUGUUUCUGAUGACAUUUUAAUAUCAGAGUCUGGGAAGUUAGUCUUUCUGUUUUCACUUCUAGAAAGGCUCAGACAAGAAGGCCACCGCACACUUGUCUUUGCACAUUACAGGAAGGUGCUUGACAUCAUUGAACGCAUCCUGGGAAACAGAGGGUUCAAAGUGCUGAGGCUGGAUGGAACCAUAACCCAGAUUGCAGAGAGAGAGAGGCUCAUCUCUUUGUUCCAGACAGACAAACGGUACUCCGUCUUCCUCCUGACUACCCAGGUUGGUGGAGUUGGCAUCACCUUGACGGCAGCAAACAGGGUGGUCAUCUAUGACCCCAGCUGGAACCCUGCAACAGACGCCCAGGCUGUUGACAGGGCAUACCGCAUAGGCCAGACCGCAAAUGUCAUCAUCUACAGGCUAAUCACCUGCGGCACAGUGGAGGAGAAGAUUUAUAGGCGGCAGGUUUUCAAAGACUCGCUCAUCAGGCAGAAUACUGGGGACAAGAAGAACCCAUUUCGGUACUUUAGCAAGCAGGAGCUGAAGGAGCUCUUUACCCUGGAGGAUACCCAUUCGUCAUCCACACAGCUUCAGCUUCAGGCCCUGCACUCCAGGCAUCGACGGACAGACCCUGAAUUGGAUGAGCACAUUGCCCACCUCCAUGCUAUGGAGAUGUUUGGUAUUUCUGACCAUGACCUCAUGUUUUCCCUCGAUGUCAACCAUGACGAGGCCCUUGAGAACAAAGAAGAGCACCACUACAUCGAAGGACGCGUCCAGAAGGCUCAGGAGCUAAUGAAGGCAGAGUCUGAGCUGCAGAUGCAGCUGGCAGAGAGCAUGGUGUCCAGCACAGAACCAGCAUGGCUCAGAUACCCCAAGGAGAACAACAGCAGAGAGCAGUCCCACAAGAAGAAACCAAGAAGUCCAAAACCAAGUCCUUCAUAUCCAAAGCCUGACAACAGCUUAAACCAUUCUCUGGUUGUGGUGGAUUUGGAGCGGACUGGUUCUGAAAAGGAGGACAGUCAGGAGACUCUCAGUAAGGGAAUGAUUGAUCUUACUGCAGAUGAGAGUACAACAGAAGAGAUGCCUGUUGUAGAAGUCAGCCACAACAAUCUGAGCAAGCAGAACCUGGAUUCCCCAAAAGAUCAGUCAGUCAAACAGGAGAGAAAUUUCAUGGAGGCAACCGAUGCGAUUGAAGAGUCUUUGGUGCUGUCAGAGUCUGGUGAUAUAGAAGAUGCCUCCAUUGGGCAACCAGUGGAUGAAUCUUCAACAUCUGUAGGUGCUGCAGUAAGUGUGUAUGUUACAGCAUCCGAUGAAGACGAGCAAAAACUAACUGGAAAUUCACCCCUGAAAUGCCAUGACACUGAGAUGGACUUGUGGCCUCCUCACAUCACUCCUCCAGAAAACAAAAGACUUUCUGUCCUGCAAGCUUCCAGUUUGAGCUUCAAAGCCAACACAUCAUCCAGAGUCGGCAGCGGGAUCGAAUCUUUAAAUGGCAACUUUAAUUUACAGCUGGAGGACAGCGACAGUGAUCACGAUGUGGAGGAGGAGCAUCAGGAGGCUGACGCUGGAGAGCAGAAGCUCCUUUCUCAGCUGCAGGUGGAGGGAAGUUUCGAUGUCAAUAAAUCACUUUGUGAGUGGGUGCAGAAAGAAGCAUCGAGGCACAGCGUGAACAACGGUCACACCUUCAACUUGGAUGAAUCAGAUGAGUCCAUCGUGGCUACCAAGAAGAAAAAGACUGCAGUAAUUUAUGACAGUGAAGAGGAAGAGGAAAAUGAUGAUGACCAGCUUGGGAAUUCAUUCCAGGUUUGUGGAGCAUCAACGCCAAAAACAGCAAACUCAAUCACUACCCCCUUCCAGACAAAAAAGAGCAUCGGAGGAAACACUUCCGUGGCUUCUCGGCGGUCCUUCCUCCAUUCCAUCAUUCAGGACAUGGACAACCAGGACAUGGUGGAGGAGGAUGAAGGUGAUGAAGAUGCUCAUGAUGCUUCAGAGAUUCAUUCCGAUGAGGCCGAAGAGGAGGACAUUAUUUGUUUAACUCAUGAUGAGGUUCAAGAUGAGGAACCCAGUGGGGAGACUCUAAACUCAGAGGGGGAGGAGGAAGGGGAAGAAGAGGAGGAGGAGGAUGAAGAUGCUCAUGAUGUUUCAGAGAUUCAUUCCAAUGAGGCCGAAGAGGAGGACAUUAUUGGUUUAACUCAUGAUGAGGUUCAAGAAGAGGAACCCAGUGGGGAGACUCUAAACUCAGAGGGGGAGGAAGAAAAGGAGGGUGAUUCUGAAUCAGGAGAUGUUGUCGAUGACUCUGGAGAAGAAAGGAGCCUGGAGGAACCAUCCAGCGAUCCUGAGCUGGCUUCCAACGAGACAAUGGAUCGGUGCACCGCCGAUAUGGGUGUGAAGGAGGUCAUCGAGGACGAGAGCUAUGAUUCGCUGGUGCUACGAGGGUGGGAGUGCUACAGCAAAGCAAAGCUGGAUGAUGCCCUGGGUUUCUUCCUCAGAGCCAUCGACAUCAAACCUGGAGAUCCUGAAGUUCAGCUCAUGACCAUCCAACUGUACCGGCAGCUGAGUCAGGGAGCGAGAAGAUGAUAAAAGAAAAGGACAGUUGGGGCCGGUGAACAUGAGGUCUGUUUCACACUGAAACUGUAAAUAUUUCAAACCUCUCAGAUGUUUUCAUGAGCUCUGUAAGGUCAUGAAAACAUCUUUUGUCUGCUCUUUGAAGUUCAGGGUUUUUUUGGAGAUAACUUUGUUUUAGUAAUUCAACUAAAAUCUGUUUCACUCAAAGGUACGCACUAUCAAAGUCGGGUACCACCACAAAACAACCUGUUAGAAAGUGGUGAAUUAUAGAGAAACCUGUUAGCAGAUAAAGGUUCUUGCUGUAAAUGAACACAUGUAAGACUAAUUUAGAUGUUCCAAAAUCAAACAGUCCCUUUAAACUAAAAAGGAAAAAAAAUAAUAUACCACUUGUCAGAUUAUUAAUGUGCUCAUCUCCAGCCUUCUUCAUGUUUCGAUGGGAUGGUGGACAGACUGACAUCUUGCUUACGGAUGUGAUGGGAAGGUCACAAACAAACUCUGCUUCAACUUUGGAUUUCUGACUGUGACUCAUUGCAUCUGUUAAAACUGUGGAGUUAAAGCUCAGAGAGCGACUUACAGACAUACAGAAAUGUUUGUAAUGCUGCUGCUGAGAGUCGAGUUUAUUUCCUUGUGUUCAGCCGAGCUACUGCUGUGUGUUUGGUGAAGACAUGAGGACACACAGGAGGUGUUUUUAUUAAGCUGGUGGGACUUUCGGGGGGGUGUACUCUAUAUUCUUAUUCCUCCACUGUCAUAAAACGGUAAUUUUUAAUUCAUCUGCUAAAGAUUUUUUCUGUAACCUGCACUUGUUGUAAUGUGUUUCCAAAGUAAAAUUCAUGUUAGUAUCUGCAUUGUUUGAAUUCAUGCUGGUUAUUUUACAGUAAUUAACAGCUUCAUCUCUGAAAACAGUGAAACAGGCCCUGCUGAGUGUUUUGACUGUCACAAGGUUUCCCCGCCGUAAACUCUCCCAUAAUCUCCAAAAUGAAAUUGUGUUUUCUCCAGUCAGGCCUGAAACCACAGACUGAGCUCAGGGGUCAGCAGAGCAGGAGGCUCAUUUCCUCAAAGACUUCUUUUUACAGCCAGAGGAGGCGCCCCUGCUGGACAUUAGAGAGAAUGCAGGUUUAAGCCCUCUCUUCAGAACUGAAAGCUGCAUCCAUCUUUUAUAAACAGAUGAUCAGUAGCUCAUGUGAUCCAGCUGUGCAGAGACCAAAACAUAAACUCAGCAGGUUUUUAACUG
This is a messenger RNA of Archocentrus centrarchus (flier cichlid), 5324 nucleotides long. RefSeq names its product excision repair cross-complementation group 6-like (gene ercc6l). NCBI's taxonomy places the organism in Eukaryota, Metazoa, Chordata, Actinopteri, Cichliformes, Cichlidae. The record is from RefSeq and is a predicted model, not a curated record. The coding region runs from base 137 to 4105 and encodes 1322 amino acids. Gene Ontology annotation, molecular function: DNA translocase activity; ATP binding. The transcript is spliced from 3 exons.